Molecule: messenger RNA, 3770 nt
Organism: Ailuropoda melanoleuca (giant panda)
Lineage: Eukaryota; Metazoa; Chordata; Mammalia; Carnivora; Ursidae
Gene: ACVRL1
Product: activin A receptor like type 1
Exons: 10
Coding region: 103-1617 (504 amino acids)
Biological process (GO): cellular response to growth factor stimulus; transforming growth factor beta receptor signaling pathway; heart development
Cellular component (GO): BMP receptor complex; plasma membrane
Molecular function (GO): transmembrane receptor protein serine/threonine kinase activity; ATP binding
Source: RefSeq, a predicted model, not a curated record
CGCGACCCGCGCCCGCCGUCCAGCGCUCGCCGGGCUACCGCGGCCGCCGCCGGGGAGGGGAGGUGCCCGGCCCGCUGCCCGCAGGGCGGGCCCAGAGGGACCAUGACCUGCGACCCCCCCAGGAGAGGCCUUCUGAUGCUUCUGAUGGCCUUGGGCCUGACCCGGGGCGACCCUGUGAAGCCCUCUUGGGGUCCGCUGGUGACCUGCACCUGUGAGAGCCCGCACUGCAAGGGGCCUACGUGCCAGGGGGCCUGGUGCACGGUCGUGCUGGUGCGGGAGGAGGGCCACCACCCCCAGGAACACCGGGGCUGUGGGAGCCUGCACGAGGAGCUGUGCCGGGGGCGCCCCACCGAGUUCGUCAACCACUACUGCUGCUACAGCCCCCUCUGCAACCACAACGUGUCCCUGGUGCUGGAGGCCACCCAAACUCCUCCGGAGCAGCCGAAGGUAGAUGGCCAGCUGCCUCUGAUCCUGGGCCCCGUGCUGGCCUUGUUGGUCCUGGGGGCCCUGGGCGCCCUGGGCCUGUGGCAUGUCCGGCGGAGGCAGGAGAAGCCGCGGGGCCUGCACAGCGAGCUGGGGGAGUCCAGCCUCAUCCUGAAGGCAUCCGAGCAGGGGGACAGCAUGCUGGGGGAUCUCCUGGACAGUGACUGCACCACGGGCAGUGGCUCAGGACUCCCCUUCCUGGUGCAAAGGACAGUGGCGCGGCAGGUGGCCCUCGUGGAGUGUGUAGGCAAGGGCCGCUAUGGCGAGGUGUGGCGUGGCUUGUGGCAUGGUGAGAGCGUGGCUGUCAAAAUCUUCUCUUCGAGGGAUGAACAGUCCUGGUUCCGGGAGACUGAGAUCUACAAUACAGUGCUGCUCAGACACGACAACAUCCUAGGCUUUAUCGCCUCCGACAUGACGUCCCGCAACUCAAGCACGCAGCUGUGGCUCAUCACGCACUACCACGAGCACGGCUCGCUCUACGACUUUCUGCAGAGGCAGACGCUGGAGCCCCAGCUGGCCCUGAGGCUAGCUGUGUCGGCCGCCUGCGGCCUGGCUCACCUGCACGUGGAGAUCUUCGGCACGCAGGGCAAGCCGGCCAUCGCCCACCGAGACCUCAAAAGCCGCAACGUCCUGGUCAAGAGCAACCUGCAGUGCUGCAUUGCCGACCUGGGCCUAGCUGUGAUGCACUCCCAGGGUAGCGAUUACCUGGACAUCGGCAACAACCCGCGAGUGGGCACCAAGCGGUACAUGGCCCCCGAGGUGCUGGAAGAACAGAUCCGCACCGACUGCUUCGAGUCCUACAAGUGGACAGACAUCUGGGCCUUUGGCCUGGUGCUGUGGGAGAUUGCCCGUCGGACCAUUGUCAACGGCAUCGUGGAGGACUACAGGCCCCCCUUCUAUGAUGUGGUGCCCAAUGAUCCCAGCUUUGAGGACAUGAAGAAGGUGGUGUGUGUAGAUCAGCAGACCCCCACCAUCCCCAACCGGCUGGCUGCAGACCCGGUCCUCUCAGGCCUGGCUCAGAUGAUGCGGGAGUGCUGGUACCCCAACCCCUCUGCCCGCCUCACUGCACUGCGCGUCAAGAAGACACUGCAGAAACUCAGCACCGGUCUCCAGAAGCCCAAAGUGACUCACUAGCCACAGGCCUGAAGCCUGACUCCCCUCUGCGGGCAGCGCGUGCGGGGCAGGCGGCAGACGGUGCGGGGUGGCCUGUCUGGGUAGAGGUGGUGUGUGUGUGCCGGGGAGGGGGGUGCCCCUCUAUGGGCGGCUGUGCCUGCCUGUUGGCUCAUCCAGCCAAAAAUACGGCUGGGCUGAAACCCGAUCCCCCGCCGUCUGGCCUGCUCAAAGCAGCAGGCUCCCUGACGCCUGGCUCUCUCCCCACCCUCGUGCCCUGGGCGCAGCCCCUACCACCCCCAGGACAGGAUGCAAAAGAGGCCCCAGAGCCAGGGUGGCCAGGCCAGGGAAUCCCAGUCGCAGGCCCAGAGCCCGGGCUUGCACUUUUCCCCCUGCCCUCGGUCAACCCCACUGCCCCACCAGAGCUGCCAGGGUGACGCAGGGCUCUGUCUAGCCUUCAGGACACAUCUUGCCUCUGGCAUUAGCCAGACACCCAGGGUCCAUCAUUUCCUCUCUGUGGGUUUGCCUGGGGCCUCUGUCUCCUGGACAAGACCCCAUCAGUUGAGCGCCAGCUGCCUGGGAGAGCUGGGGCCUGAUCCUGGGCCCCUUCCCCAGUCCCAUCCUAGCUCACUUCUUAGGGCAUCAAAACCAGGGAAUCCUGCUGCAGCUGUGGCAGGGUCAGAGGACGGUGGAGAGGUAGCAGGUCAGACGUGGGAGGCCCAGGACCUUCAGAACAACUGGGAGAAUCUAAAGCCAAGCACAGCUGGGGAAAUGCUCAGCUGGGAGUCAGGACACCCAGGUUCUGCUCCUGGGCAAUUGCUUUGUUUCCUCAUAUACCUAUUGAAAGAUUCAGUCCUGAUGUCCUUUGAGGUUUUUUUCAGUUCUAAUUUUCUUUGAAAUUUCAGCCUGUGUCAAAGGUCAGUUCAUCAGUCCCUUCUGCUCAUUUUGCCCCAGCCCCUGGCAAUUUGCCUCAAGGUGGGGACUUGAAAAUAACUUAAUCUGAGGCCAGGAGUGCCUGAAAGGCCUCCUAGACAAAUUCUGCAAGCUCCAGUCUUAACUCAAACCAGUAGCCAUCCUCAGGUUCAGACAGCCCUGGGCCUUUGGCAGGCAAACCAGCCACUCACCCCACUCUGUGGCUCUGCCUUCUCUGUCCAGGACUGAGAAGGGCUGAGGGCCGGCUUCCUGCAGGGCCUCCGAGGCUCGGAAGAAAUUUGGCUCCAGCCAGCAAGCCUCCAGUGCCCAGGUUCCUGCUCUCCACUGGCCCCUGGCCCAGACCCACAGCCUUGGCCAGGUCCCAGACAGUGUGUGUCUAGGAAGAACCUGGUGGCUGUGGAGAAACACAUGGAAAGUUCAGCAUUUGGCAGUGUCAAGGGUGUAUGUCCAUGCAAUGGAGAGGUUACCCCAAACCCUGGGCGGGUGGAUGGGCUGGAGGUCGGUCGAUGGGAGGUGGAGCCUGAGGGAUGGGGGAUAGGGGGCUCAGGCUAGGGAAGAGGACAGUCCCAAGCUUGGAAGACCCGGCAUCUCAGCCCUCGGGGCAGGCUGGAGAAGGACCCCUCAGUUCUCCACCGGAGCCUCCUCCCCCCUGCUGUGGAUGACCCAGCACAGCCUCCCCAGGCACUUGCGUGCUGCUUCUGCCAGCCACGGUGGCACUUUCCCAGGCCUGUCUCCCCAUGUUGUGCAAGGCCCACAGCACAACCAGGAAGUGAAACCCGGAGAAAACAGAAAGUGAGAGGGACCUGCUGGGUCCUCAGAUGAGCCUGGGGCACUUUCGUGUCUUCUGGUCACUGCAACCCACCCAGUGCAGGAGCCAGUCCCCCCCCCCACACCCCGUGCCAGAUUUUAUCUCUGCUGGGUGGGGGGCAACGUGUCUCCUCCUGGGACUCCACAGCCAGAAACUGAAGGCUACAGCUCCCCCCGAGGCUGGAAAAUCCCAGAGGGGGAGAAGGUCUGAGGCAGGAGAGGGACUGACAGGGGCCACUGUGCUGGGAGAGAGUAACCAGUGGCUAGGGAGGGAAGGAGGCCCUGGGGAGAGCAACGCGCCUGGUGCUUCUGUCUGAGGGCAAGAAGGUGUGCCAGGGCCCAGAUUACAGUCUCUUACCUGGCGACACUGUUUGUGGGAGCCCUUAGCUUGUGCUUAGCACAUAGUAGGUCCUCAAUAAACCAUGGUUGAAUCUUGA